AUAGUUGGCACCACUGAUUGUGAUUGGCAACCGUAGAAAGAAGCAGAAAAAUACAACGUGCGCCGCAAAAACAUUUGUUUGAAAUAAUAAACUUACUUAAAUUACUGAUUGGAAGAAGGAUUUAAGAAUCCAGAAUGAAGCUCAGCACGUACAACUUUCUGACAUCCAUGGCCAUCAAAGGCGUAAAGGUGGGAUUCCCCCUGAAGCUAACGAUAAACAAAAAGGAAGUAGUGGAGACGGAAUUCAAUCCCACAUUUGUGGAGCGACUGUUGCCCAAGUUGGACUGGUCGGCGGUCUAUGGCGCCGCCCAGGUGGCGGAAUUAACAGAAGACAUACCCGCCACACAGCCAGAAAACAUUGGAGAGAACGAAGCUCUCCUGCAGAAGCUCCACCACCUGCUCUUCGAGAUCGACGUGCUCGAAGGCCAACUGGAGUGUCCGGAAACUGGAAGGGUAUUCCCCAUCACCGAUGGCAUUCCCAACAUGCUCCUCAAUGAGGACGAGGUCUAGAUUCGCCCAUUCGUUCUUUUCUGUAACAUAAUCCCUCUCUCCAGACACGCAUUAUAUUAAGUAAGUUUGUUAGUUUUAAAGUCUGUUUAUUUACGAGUUACUAAAAAAUAAUUGGAGCUUG
Drosophila serrata is the source of this 630-nucleotide messenger RNA. It is a transcript of the gene Trmt112, whose product is annotated as tRNA methyltransferase subunit 11-2. The record is from RefSeq and is a predicted model, not a curated record. Gene Ontology annotation, molecular function: protein heterodimerization activity. Gene Ontology annotation, biological process: tRNA methylation; peptidyl-glutamine methylation; rRNA (guanine-N7)-methylation. Lineage: Eukaryota; Metazoa; Arthropoda; Insecta; Diptera; Drosophilidae.